GCCAAAAGGGCCGGUGGUUGCUUCAUUUAUUAAAUGGUUUCUUUAGCAUCCCUUUUUCUUUUACAAAUAGCCUCUCAAACCACUUGCAUAAUAUCGACCAUCAACCAACAAGAAGCUGGUGUAAAUUAAAGCAAAGAAAUACACAAGUUUUAGAGAGAGAUGAGUAGAAGAGAAGGAAAAGGACCUCCUUCAAGGGAUCUUUUGGUAUGUUUUCCGACAAGAGCACAUCUUACAUUGAUGCCAAAGGCGGUUUCUAGUCCCCGGAGACACCACCAGAACCACCUUAGAAAGUCCAUGAGAGGUGGCGGAGGAGGCCAUGCAAGUCCAUAUCUAAAGCAGAUGAGUUCUGAAAACUUGUCUGAACCGACUUCUCCUAAAGUAACGUGUGCUGGGCAGAUCAAGGUGAGACCAAGGGCAGGAGCGUGCAAGAAUUGGCAGACGGUUAUGGAAGAGAUAGAAAGGCUUCAUAUUAAUAGAAAGACGAAAAAGCCUAAUUGGGUGGAGGCAUUAGGGUUCAAGAAAGAAGUCAUGCAGUUCUUGGCUUGCUUAAGGAGGAUUAAGUUCGAUUUUCGUUGUAUGAGGUCGUUUUCGCAUGUAGAUGUCACUUCAGACGAUGAAGAAGGCGAUAACGAUAAAGAAAUCGAUCAAAAUCAAGAUAUUCAAGAUCACUAUGACCAUGAAGAAGUUUCAUCACGAACUGUGUUCUCGAAAUGGUUUAUGGUGCUACAAGAGAAUAAUCAAGAUUGUGGGGUGUUUUCAAAAGACGAAAAAAGUUUGACAUCGGAAGAAACUGAUCAAGAUCCUCGUCCAUGUCUGCCGCCUGCGAAUGCGCUUCUGCUCAUGCGCUGUCGUUCUGCUCCUGCUAAAAGCUGGAUGGAAGAGAAACAAGAAGAAGAAGAACAAGAAAAAGAGGAUGAUGAUGAUGAUGGUCAUGAUGAGAAAGUUGAAGAAGAAGAACAUGCCGAUGAUGAUGAUGGUGAUGAUGAUGAGAAGAUGGAAAAGAAAGAGAAGAAAAGGAAGAGUUUGAUGGAAUUGAUGAAGAUCAAUGAUCAAAGUGAUUUCUACAAAUUAUCGAGUGAUGUUGUUAAGGAAACAUGGGUGAUUGGUGGAAUUCAGAAAGAUCCAUUCUCAAGAAGUAGAAGUUGGAAAAGAUGAUGGAUGGAUGCAUCAAACCCUUAAUUGUUUCUUAAUUACUUUUCUAUUUCUUGAUUAUAACUUUGUAAGUAUUUUGUUGAUAACCUACCAAAAACAAUGUUGUAUCAAGUUUACAAGAAAUUAAUAAUUGUUUUGAU
Messenger RNA from Cynara cardunculus var. scolymus (artichoke), 1292 nucleotides. RefSeq lists its product as uncharacterized. The transcript has a single exon. The record is from RefSeq and is a predicted model, not a curated record. NCBI's taxonomy places the organism in Eukaryota, Viridiplantae, Streptophyta, Magnoliopsida, Asterales, Asteraceae. Bases 160 to 1155 code for a protein of 331 amino acids.